UCUAAUCACAAAACUAAGUAAAAUACUUUACAAACCAAAUUAAAGGUUUCCGAAAAGAUACAUUCCAAAAAUGGGUUUGAUGACUAGGGCAUUUUUUAUGAUCGCCAUGGUUGCAUGUCUUACAUCAGUUGCUCAUGCCAUUGCUGGCCAAGCAACUUUCUACACUCCUCCAUAUGUUCCAUCAUCAUGUUAUGGCUUCGAAGACCGCGGUGUUAUGAUUCUAGCAGCAAACAGUGGUUUGUUUAACAACCGAGCUGCGUGUGGACAGAGGUACCGUGUGAGUUGCACGAGUAGGACCAAUGAUGGCGUUUUGCAACCUUGCACAGGUAGGAGUGUUGAUGUUACAGUUGUUGAUCUUUGUCCCGGAUGUAAUCCAAAUCAAGUUGAUCUUUCCCGUGAGGCGUUCCAAGUGAUUGCUAACCCUGAUGCAGGGAGGAUUAACAUCGAGUAUAACCGGAUCUAAUCAAACAAAUAUACAUGCAAGAUAUCAAUAAUGAACUCUUUUAUGAGUUCUUUUCAGAAUAAACAAGACUCAAGGGCAUUGUAAUCAUGCUUGUAUAUGUCUCUUAAAGCAAAUUAUCAUUUCGUUUAAUAAAGUUGUUGGUUUUAUAAUACCAAAAUGUUCAUUUUUGUUUUCAGUA
This is a messenger RNA of Helianthus annuus (common sunflower), 641 nucleotides long. RefSeq names its product EG45-like domain containing protein. Gene Ontology annotation, cellular component: apoplast; cell wall. Lineage: Eukaryota; Viridiplantae; Streptophyta; Magnoliopsida; Asterales; Asteraceae. The transcript is spliced from 3 exons. The record is from RefSeq and is a predicted model, not a curated record. Bases 71 to 463 code for a protein of 130 amino acids. Gene Ontology annotation, biological process: systemic acquired resistance.